AUGUCUCAUUCCGCUGUGCUGUAUGUCACAAUCUGUGUCCUCCUGUCGUGCGUCCUAGUGGUCCAUCAUCGCAGAAGAUCCCAUUCUCUGCCACCAGGACCACGGCAGCUGCCUUUCCUCGGAAACGUAUUUGACAUUCCCCGGAAAGACGUCGCUGCCACCUUCGCCUCGUGGAGCAGACAGUAUGGCGAUAUCAUCUACAUGCACGUCCUUGGCCGCGAAUUCGUGAUUCUCAACACAGCCAAAGCCGCGCUCGAUCUCUUCGAUGACCGAGGGAUACUCUAUAGUGACAGACCGCGCUCCGUCAUGUCGGACUUGGUGGGCAAGACCCGGGCCGUCCUUUUCCAUCCAUACGGAGAACAGCUAAAGAAACACAGAAGACUGUUGCGAAACGCAUUCAACCCGCAGCGCUCCAAAGACUACUGGCAACUGGAGGAAGAAGAGGCACGCAGACUGGUAUCUGCACUUGCUGAAGAACCGAAGAACUUCCUCGCGCAUGUAAGACAGUACUAUGGUGCUAUAGCUCUUCGGAUCGCCUAUGGAUAUCAAGUCAAAGGUCGCUCCGGCGAAGAUCGUUACGUGAACCUGACCAAUGAACUUGCGCGCAUCACAGCGAAAGCUUCAGAGCCUGGCCGCUGGCUUGUAGAUUCAUUUCCAAUUCUCAGAUAUGUACCUGCAUGGUUUCCGGGUGCUGGCUUCAAGCGCUGGGCACAGUCUGUUCGUCAUAAAACCGAUGAGUUCUCAGCAGAGCCAUACAAUUUUGCAAAGGAUAUCGCUACGCGUGCAGGGCAGACUUCUUUUGUAAGCGAAUCCAUCGAACUCUUGGAGUCCGAGAUCGGCGGGCGACUCAGCGCGGAAGAUGACGAGCUGCUGAAAUGGACUGCAGCGAGCAUAUACGCAGGCGGUUCUGAUACUGCUACUGCCCUCACAUCAUCAUUCCUCCUGAUCAUGGCCGCCUACCCAGACGUCCAGCGCAAGGCACAAUCGGAGCUUGAUACCGUUGUUGGGCGUGAUCGGUUUGCGAUGAUGGACGACCAGCCUCGGCUCACCUACAUCGACGCGCUCAUCAAGGAGGUGCACCGGCUGAAUCCUGUUGCGCCCUUGGUUCCACACACAACGCUAUCCGAUGACAUCUACCGGGGGUACCGCAUUCCCAAGGGCAGCUGGAUCAUGGCAAACGUAUGGUGUGUUUCGCAUCUCCCGGAUUGUUAUCUACGAUAUGAGCGUGUCGCUCAUUCUGCCGCCCGUCGGUCGCGUAGGGCGAUGAUGCACGACCCCGAGACGUUCCCGCGUCCGGACGUGUUCGAGCCAGAACGAUUCCUGAAGGAGGGCGGCGCAUGUCCCCUGGACCCACGCGAUUACAUAUUUGGGUUUGGACGCAGACGCUGCCCUGGAACCCACGUCGCGGACUCGUCCUUCUUCUUCGCGGUAACUUACAUCUUGGCGAUAUUCGACAUUACAAACCCGCGGGACCCAGACGGGAAUCCGAUGCGUCCCGCAUACGCCGACGGAUAUCUAUCGCAUCCAAAGCCUUUCACGUGUCAAAUCACGCCGCGUUCCAAAUCUGCAAUGGAUCUCAUUUCGCAGCUAGUCUUGAGCAGCUAG
Fibroporia radiculosa is the source of this 1605-nucleotide messenger RNA. RefSeq lists its product as uncharacterized. Bases 1 to 1605 code for a protein of 534 amino acids. Gene Ontology annotation, molecular function: monooxygenase activity; heme binding; iron ion binding. The record is from RefSeq and is a predicted model, not a curated record. Lineage: Eukaryota; Fungi; Basidiomycota; Agaricomycetes; Polyporales; Fibroporiaceae. The transcript has 10 exons.